AUGGUGGACCACUUGCAACUACCACGUCAGCUUCGCUACCCCCUUCCUUCCAUCCCAUAUGUCUUGAGGUCGCCUCCGUCAUCUGCCUACGAUGGCUUGGAAUUCUCGUCCUAUCCUCAACGCCGAGGCUUCAACAAGGAUGAACUCCUUCAAGGGCAUGUCGCCGGACGAAGUGACGAAGAAUUGAACGAAUUCUUUCAAUCAUGGUUAUUCUUCGGAACGAUUUAUGAAGUUUUCAGAAUCGCUAAAGAGAAGUUCAAUAUGACCGAGUUUGUUUGGGUCAACGGUGAUGGUCAACAACUUAUCACGACAAGGCCAUUGAGAAAACAUCUCGACAGCUGGGUGCAGCGAGAAUUGAGGGCCGGACGAAGUCUUUUCUGGGGGUUGGUGUCUCUGUUCACAGACACUUGGUACGAGAGACUACGCCGCAUUGACGAAUGUUUGGAUGAAGCAAUGAAGUUCACCGCCAAGUUACUUGCGCCGGCUUCCCCAUCCUCACUUCCUCGCGAUCAACUCCCAAAUAUCAUGCCCGAGAUAAGCCUCUCCAUCAUCAUUUUGACUUCGACUCUAGAAUGGGCCAAAGACCAAGUGGUACCGGCAUAUGUUAGAGAGCAAAUGAUGCAAAAUAUGGGCUCAGACAGCAUGCUGGGGUCAGACAUACUUUCUGGAAGCUUACCCUAUGUCCCUCGGAGGGCCUACACGGCAUGCGGACCGGCAGAGUACACUCUGCAAAUGCUCUAUCAGGGAGGUUGGUGUCCUUUGGAAGUUCGAAUGUUCAAGGAACUCGCAGAUCCAACCAUGUUCUAUUUUUCACAGCUUGUGCGGCCACCUUUGAACCUAGGGCCGAGCCAUGCCAAUUGCACAGCCGACAAGUGCGUAGCAUACCAGGUCGACGAUACGAACUAUAGACCUCGCCAUCGGGAUUUUUGCGGGGGCUGUGAUGGGAUAGGGUUUCUUACAUCACAAGUCGCCCUUCUGGUCUCCCAGGGCCAUAUCCCGCUGGUCCGAGUGCACAACCAAAAUGGAAAUCCACAGUUCCAGCUCUGUCCUGCCGACGGAAGAGACUAUAUCGCUAUUUCGCAUGUCUGGGUGCAAGGACUAGGGAACAGGGUGACCAAUACAUUGCCAGAGUGUCAACUCACAUUCGUCUGGAACCUGGUGAACACAGUGUAUGGUAAUCCAGAUAUCGGGCCGGUUUCAUUUUGGAUCGACACUUUAUGCGUACCAUUGGAACCCAUAGAUGAGAGGAGACGUGCAAUCACCCGGAUGAAGGAGGUCUACCGGGGAGCCCACUCAGUGCUUGUCAUCGACCAGGAGCUUCUUCGAAUCUCGUGCCGGCUCCCCGAUACCCCUGGAACGCUCAAAUACGCCCACUCCGUCGACCCUGAUGUUGGUCCAGUUGACGAGUUCGAUCUGGAAUCCAACACAAGGGAGUUUUAUAUGCGUCUAUUUGUGAGUCCAUGGUCACAUCGCCUAUGGACGCUUCAGGAAGGCGCUCUGUCAAAACAGUUAUUCAUCGCAUUUGCAGAUGGCAUACAUUCACUUGGAAGUAUCGUGCGUUCUAACCAUACUCUGACUAUGCUCAGGAGCGCCUAUCAGCCAGCCGAAUCCGCUCCGAUGCGCAACGCCCACAACAUGCUGGGAUCGGUUGACGUCGCCGACGGUGGAGGUGUUCAUUUUGGGAAGAUGGGACCGCUCCUCUGCUAUCGUGACACGAGCAAUCUCCCUGAUGAGGCUGUCUGUCUUGGAGGUAUUCUCGACCUCGCUACAGAUCGCAUCGUCAAUGCUGGAAACACAAGAGAGGAACGCAUGUUGGAAUUUUAUCGACAACUGCCCAAGGUACCAGUGGGCCUCUUGUUUCUAGAAGGACCUAAAUUGGACGUACCGGGGUUUCGCUGGGCUCCUACUUCUCUGCUGGGAAUGACUCUCACCCUGACACAAACGCUAGAGACCAUGGUCACUGACCGGAUCGAGGGUUCUGAUCAAGACAAUCAUGUCGGAGGGCUCUUGAUACCGAGCUUAGGAGUUUUGCUCCACAACCCACAAGCUACAGAGUCAUUCUCGAAAUCACCAUCGCAUGAUUCCUGGCGUAGCCGGCUUCCACCCGUCUUCUAUGUGGUAGACAUUUGGCGAGCCUUGAUUGAACCGGGCCGAGAGAACGAUCGGGAAUAUGUGCAAUUCGUACUCGAUGCGUCUUCCGCUCUUGGUUCGGCUCUUUCACAAUUUUCUCCCCUGCAGACCGAUUAUCUUCCCGGCGUUGUGUGGCGGCUGACCUAUACCGGUGCGAUGCCAUGGAGCGAUGUCCUUCGUUCUGUGAAUGACGAAUACCACAGCAAAAAUAAUGCCAUUGGCGACGUCGGUGAAGGUCAAGAAAGUAAUGAUUCGGAUUCGGAUUUGUCCUUUGGAUUCGUGAUCCAACAAACCCUGAAUCACGCGGGAGAAUCAGCGCUGCCCACCAAAAAGGCGGCGCUUGUUGCGAAUCUGUCCCGAAGAUUUAUGACAACCAACAACGAUGGAAUACGGAAUUUCCAGAAUGAAGAACCCUGUGAGACAAGUGGAGAAGGCGGAAUGUCGGCUGAGCUCGUCGUAAGCGGCUGCUUCAUGGGCGUUUUCACACUCGAAUCAAUACCGCCGGAUGAGUGGAGUGUCAUUGAACCGACGAUUGUUUCUAUUGAGCCAGACAAUCCGAUUGUGCUAAGACCGAAAGUUGGAGGACGAUCAACGUAUUGGAUUGUGCGAUGA
Molecule: messenger RNA, 2742 nt
Organism: Rhinocladiella mackenziei CBS 650.93
Lineage: Eukaryota; Fungi; Ascomycota; Eurotiomycetes; Chaetothyriales; Herpotrichiellaceae
Exons: 1
Coding region: 1-2742 (913 amino acids)
Source: RefSeq, a predicted model, not a curated record